Angiostrongylus costaricensis is the source of this 384-nucleotide messenger RNA. Lineage: Eukaryota; Metazoa; Nematoda; Chromadorea; Rhabditida; Metastrongylidae. The record is from the annotation of a GenBank genome assembly.
ACUUAUAAUUUCAGAACACCAUUCUGGUGGACGGAACUGAUUUCACAGGUUAUGAAUUGGCUCACUCACAAUCCUGCCGGUUUAAAACUCAACGAACCUGUAAAUAGAGCUCUUGCCAGCUUUUUUCAAUAUCACAUUCAUCUAUGGAAAAGUAAGUGCAGUGAUUUUAACAUCUUUCGUUUGUUCAUUGGAAAACCGCAAAAAGUGCCUUCGUGGGUACAUUCAAUGCUACUAACGAUUUCGAUCGAUUUUCUGGUCAGUAGCGUGGAAGAACCGAGUGCACAGCACUACUUUUCCGUCCCUUACAUUGGAGAUAGUUAUCCAUACGGGUUGAAAUGGGAUCAGAUCAAACAUGAGCUGUUCUCAAGCUUUCUUGAUUCUUAA